Rhineura floridana is the source of this 1555-nucleotide messenger RNA. It is a transcript of the gene ATF5, whose product is annotated as activating transcription factor 5. NCBI's taxonomy places the organism in Eukaryota, Metazoa, Chordata, Lepidosauria, Squamata, Rhineuridae. The record is from RefSeq and is a predicted model, not a curated record. Gene Ontology annotation, biological process: regulation of transcription by RNA polymerase II. Gene Ontology annotation, cellular component: nucleus. Gene Ontology annotation, molecular function: RNA polymerase II transcription regulatory region sequence-specific DNA binding; DNA-binding transcription activator activity, RNA polymerase II-specific. Bases 264 to 1085 code for a protein of 273 amino acids. The transcript is spliced from 3 exons.
ACCCAACUAUGACUCAUUCCUUUCUCGACACAGGCGCCGGUGAACGUUUAGACAGAGGGAGGCGACGCGUGGGCGAGAUCGAGGAGAUGGCUUUCUAGAGCUGCGCGGAUCUUGAAGCGAACGAGCGUGUGUUGCACGCUGCAACAAAACCAGCAAAAUGGAGUCCCCUUUUGCCACCACCGCUAUCCCUGCCUGCAGGAGCCGAGCCACUCCCUGCCUGCUGCAUCCCAAUCCUGCAUCAACCCUGAGCAAUCACCACUACGAUGUCCCUGCUGGCGGCACUGACCCUGGACCUGGACCUGACCAUGCUCCCAGCUAGCGCCAUGUCCUGCAGGCCGGAGCUGCUCAAGCACCGGCUGCCCCACGCCGGUCAUUGUGAGCUGCUAGCCGGACCUGUCGGUGAGGGCUUUGCCCUCACUGUGGAGCGCCCUAUGCUGACAGGCGAUGGCUUCUCAGACUGGAUGACGGAGCGCACAGACCUGGCCACGCUCCUGAGUGUGUCAGGGGAGCCCUUGCCGCUCUCACUACCCUCUCCUCCUGCUCCGGACCUGGAGGCCAUGGCCUCACUGCUCAAGAAAGAGCUGGAGCAGAUGGAGGAUUAUUUCUUGGAAGAGUCACUCUCACCAGACCAGGUAGCACCCAGCACCCCUCCCUCUGAUGGGAAUUUCCAUUUUCCCUUUGGUGAUGGCUUCCAGCCUCUGAACCACCACAGUACACCUGCUCCCCUGCAGACCUUGGAUUCAAGCUGCUUGGAGUUGCUGGAGCUCUAUGGCAGAGAAGGGCCUGCUGAGCUGCCCUUGCAGGGCAGCGAAGUACACAUCCCAGUACAACGGCCACCUGUCCUAGCACCCAAGGGGGACCGGCGCCAAAAGAAGCGAGAUCAGAACAAGACAGCAGCCUUGCGGUACCGUCAGCGCAAACGGGCUGAACAUGAGGCGCUGGGAGAUGAAUGCCAGACGCUGGAGGCACGCAACCGUGAGCUGCGUGAGAAAGCAGAAUCCAUCGAGAGAGAAAUCCAGUAUGUCAAGGACCUUCUCAUUGAGGUCUACAAGGCAAGAAGUCAGCGCCUGCGCACCACCCCCUAAGAUGCACCUGAACCUCCCCUCCCCCCCAAAAACCCAAGAAGCAGCCAAGGGGAUACCGGAAGUAGAGAAGAACAGAUUGAGCAUGUAGGAAUAAAGUUUGGGAAGCAUUGGGAAUUAGGAGCCUCCAUGACACUUCAGUAGUUAGGGCCUAGUAGAUCAACUACAAGACAGAUUCAGAGUUGUGGGGCUACUGAACUCUGCACAGGUCAGGGGGUAGAGUGGAUUCCAUUUGAAGGAAAUGGGGACUGCUGUGGUAGGAAAGAUUAGCCAGUUUUGGCAAUAGUCUCAGGUUUUGGGGGGUAGGGUGUGACAGGGUAGUACCUCUUUUCUCUUUUCCCCUCAAAAAAAUCAGGAAACAGAACAGUCUCAAGGCUGUGAGAUGGCUUUUUUGUAUGUACACUUCAUAGCACUUAUUCCUUGCACUAUUUUUUUCUCAACUAUGCGCUAAUAAACAUUUGCUUUAAACACUU